GAAUAAAUAUUAUAAAAGCGGCGAAUGGCCGGAGCCUCGCCGGAUGCCGUCGGCCGUCGCCACCGAGGGCAACAAACUAUAAAAGGGGCUUCAUCAGCGACACUCCAGUUCUUCUUUCUUGCUCGUUUUUCGUUCUCAAUUUCCCAAAUUCAAAUCCAUCCAUGGCUGAGUGGUCUCUUCUCCCCAAGGAUCUCCUCUACCUCAUCGCUCAAUGUUUCGAAACUCCUUUCGAUACGAUGCGCUUCCGAUCGGUUUGUUCAUCCUGGAGAUCCCUCGUCCCUCCCAAACGCCUCAGAUUACCGGGUCAAUUUCCACUUCUUCCAAAUCAUGGCAUUUCAAACACCACUUGGGGUUUCUUUCUCACCAAGCGAUCCGUAUUUCGGAUUGGGUCUCCCAUGCCUCCUUCUGUAGCGCACUCAGACGCCUGGUUGAUCAAGGUCGAAGAAGAUGUCUCCGGAACAGUUAAACUUUCAAAUCCGCUGUCUAAGUGUUGCUUUAAGCCGUUGCCGGAAAAUUUCCCCAAGGUACUGGACUUGUUGAAUUUUUCGGUUUCUGAACUUUGUCAGGAAUACGUGCUACAUUACCUUAAUUUUUGGCCUUUGAGUAAUCGACCGGGCGAUGCCGACGAUUUGUAUAAGGAAAAGGUCGCUUACAAGUACGAGGGGAAUGGCUUCGUUUUGAUUACUAUUCAUGUUUCUGGAAAGUUGGCUAUGUUUAAGUCAGGGGAUGGUCGGUGGACCACAAUUUCUCAGAAUGCGCUGCCUUAUGACGAUGUGAUGUUAUUCGAGGGGGAGUUUUAUGCGGUUGAUAAUUCUGGGGCUACUUUUCUGGUUGAAUCUCAAGAUAAUGUGACUUUAAUGGUUGAACCUGUAUUUGGCGGCGACAAGAAGAUUUUGAUGGAAUCCAAUGGUGAACUGUUGUUGGUCGAUAUGUAUUUAACCAUAGACUCUGAAGGGAAUUUUGGGUUGGGCGGUGAACUUCCUGAUGGUAUUCUGCGUGAAAAAACAGUUGGAUUUAAAGUGUUUAAGCUGGGCGGUGAUGGAAGUAAGAAGUGGGUUGAGGUCGAUGACUUGGGUGACACAAUGCUAUUCUUGGCCGAAAAUUGCUCCUUUUCUGCAUCAGCUUCAAGUUUAUCCGGUUGUAAAGGAAACUGCAUAUUCUUUACUGACGGUUUCUUCUGCCCCAGUGGGGAAGAAGAUGAUGUAUUUAAGGGUAGUGACAUUGCUAUAUUUGAAUUGGAUGAUGGAAGUAUAUCACCUUUAUCUGAUCGUCCUGAGUAUUCAAGGCUGUUCUGGCCGCCCCCAGGUUGGAUCACAUCAACGUCAGGAGUGCGUGAUCAUAUCGCAGCCUUGUGAAACUGGAGAAUAUAUUUCCAUCUCCCGCUUGUCAUGUUGAACUCCCUCUUUAAUCCUGCACGGGAUAUUCAAUCUGUGGCACGGUUGUAUUUCAUUUCUGUCAUAUUUUUCCAUUUUUCAGCUGAAGGCGAAGCCUGAAAAUUAUGUAGUAGUUUCCAGGUAAUCUGUUAAUAAAUAAAGUCUUUACUUCAUUAAUUUGAACACAGUUGCUUUGAAGUUUCUGGCUACUGCUGUUGCUAACCUGCCAUGGAUGUGGGUGGAGGAUCUUGAACUUGAUGAUGAGCAUGUAAAUUUCUUUUUUGUAUUAGACAAAUUGAAUCUUCCAUUGAAUGGUAUUAGUAGCU
This is a messenger RNA of Momordica charantia (bitter melon), 1699 nucleotides long. RefSeq names its product F-box SKIP23-like protein (DUF295). The record is from RefSeq and is a predicted model, not a curated record. NCBI's taxonomy places the organism in Eukaryota, Viridiplantae, Streptophyta, Magnoliopsida, Cucurbitales, Cucurbitaceae. Gene Ontology annotation, molecular function: protein binding.